Molecule: messenger RNA, 5182 nt
Organism: Zootoca vivipara (common lizard)
Lineage: Eukaryota; Metazoa; Chordata; Lepidosauria; Squamata; Lacertidae
Source: RefSeq, a predicted model, not a curated record
CAGCCUGGACUCAGAGCUAGAAUAAAGAGCUGGUUGUUUUGAGAGCUGUGUCUUCAUCCUUCUUACCCACUAUUCAACAUCAACCAUUGCGUUCCCCCCCCCCCCUAGAGAGGAGAGGAAAUCCCGAGAGGAAGCGACUCUUUGUUUCCGCAAUCCCACGACAUAUAAUUAGCAGAGUAGGAAAAAACAGCAGCAAAAAAAUUCAAUCAGCAGAGAAAUUUAUUACCAAUACAGUACUUUUCUAUGCCUGAAAAAUGCAACCAUGACACUUUAAAGGUCAGCACCAAGAGUUUGAAUUGUGCUCGGAAAUGCGCUGAGAGCCAGGGAAGAUCCUUUAGGACCAGUGAUAUGUGGUCCUGGCGGCUGCUCCUAGGUCCACAUUAUUUGGAGUUUUUGAGUCACCUUCAAAGGUAGCCCCAUGUUGAGCACAUGGCAAUAGUCUAAGCAGGAGAUAACCAGAGCAGGCACCACUCGGGGGGGGGCAGUCUGCAGGCUGGUAGGGUCUCAGCCUGUGUACCAGACAGCUGCCCUGGACCCAGAACUGACCUGCGUCUCCAUGGACAGCUGUGAGUCCAAAAUGACCCCCAGGCUGAGUACCUGGUCCUUUAGGGGCACAGUUAACCCAUCAGGACCAGGGAGUCCCCCCCACCUGCCCGCCCUCUGUCCCCCCAAAUUGUUACUUCUGUCUUGUCAGGGUUCAACCUAAAUCUGUUAGCCGCCAUCCAUCCUCCAACCACCUCUGGAAAUGCGCACAAGGAAUUGCCUGCCUUCACUGGUUCCAAUUUAAAAGAGAGGAAGAUCUGGGAAUCAUCCACAGUUUCAGUUCCAGGAUGAGGCCUGAAUCCCAAUUGGAAGGAUAAUGGUGGCAGAAGCUUUCCUGGUCCUGCAGCCCACAAAAGUUCCAGGCACAAUACUUUUAUUAGCUUUGAAGGGGCCAUAGGAUACUUGGUGGUCUUUCCUUCAAAAGGCAAAUAUUUGGAAUACUUUGACAGUGACAUAUGGUGAAAAUAGCACUUCUGUUUUCCUUAUUCAACAUCGGACAGACUUUGAUACACAGGUCUGAGCUCAUCUCUCCAUCCAAAACUGCUGUGUUAGCAGCAAUGGAAGCCUGGGCAGUGUGGUUGGGGGUCCUGGGCUGCCUAGAGAACAAGACCCCCUCCUCAGCCUGGCUGAUAUGGUCCCAAGGAAAGCAGAGCAGUAUGUUUGGCACCAGUUUGGCUGCAGGAGUUGCUGGAAGGAGGUGUGCAGGACACCAUCCAACGGUCUUAGAGAGGUUCUCCUCCAGAGCCUUUUCUUCUCCUGAAAAUAACUGACGAGUUAGCGAAGGUUUAGGAUCAGGGUUUUCCUUCUCAAUGGGCUCCCUUCCUUUCUCGGUUGACGAGCCCCACCUUCCCUUCACUUUCCUCUGCAACAUGGACAGAAUCUGCCUUCCUGACUGUGAGAUUCACUGUUGUUCUCAUCCUCUCCAUCCACCAGGGCCUGCCUUCACCUGCAGCAGAAUUCCCCAACCCACCAAGGAUUUGAGACCCAUCAGCUAUCCUCACCUGGCUUUGCCGGCCAGUUGAAGCCGUUGCUUGGAUCCUGGCCCCUGUUGCAUGCUGACAGCUUCUGGAAGCCACAGGACUUCUUCUCAGCCCACCCUGAGGAAAGUGAUGGAGAAGAGAGUCAGAAUUCCAGGAAUAGACAUCAAAAUGUGUGAAAUGUGUAAUAUGCUUCACUGAAUGAGCACACAUAGCUCACAUCUCAAAAAGGGGAGAAACCGUUUAAAGGUAUGGAGAAUGGAAAGAGUUUAACUGAUAGUGGAACACUUAGAACACAUCAGGGGACUCACAUGGGCAAGAAAAGAUUCCAAUGCAAGGAGUCUGGAAAGAGGUUCAAUCAGAGGGGAAACCUUAAUAUACAUCAGCGGACUCACACAGGUGAAAAACUAUAUAAAUGUAUGGAGUGUGGAAAGAGCUUUAGUAAUAGUGGAAGCCUUAGACAACAUCAACAGACUCACACAGGAGAGAAACCAUGUAAAUGUAUGGAGUGUGGAAAGAGCUUUAGUAAUAGUGGAAGCCUUAGACAACAUCAACAGACUCACACAGGAGAGAAACCAUGUAAAUGUAUGGAGUGUGGAAAGAGCUUUAGUAAUAGUGGAAGCCUUAGACAACAUCAACGGACUCACACAGGAGAGAAACCAUAUGAAUGUAUGGAGUGUGGAAAGCACUUUAGUGAUAAUGGAAACCUUAGAAGACACCAACGGACUCACACAGGAGAGAAACCAUAUGAAUGUAAUGAGUGUGGAAAGCACUUUAGUGAUAAUGGAAACCUUAGAAGACACCAACGGGUUCACACAGGGGUGAAACCUUUUAAAUGCAUGGAGUGUGGAAAGAGCUUCAGUUGGAGUGGACAACUCCAUAUUCAUCUACAGACUCACACGGGAAAAAAACCAUUUAAAUUUAUGGAGUACGGAAAAAGCUUCAGUCACAGUGGAGACCUUAAAUUACACCAGCGAACUCACAUGGGAGAAAAACCAUAUGAAUGCAUGGAGUGUGGAAAAAGCUUCCGUUUCAAUGCAAGCCUUAAAACACAUCAACGGACUCACACAGGAGAGAAACCAUUUAAGUGCAUGGAGUGUGGAAAGGGCUUCAGUUUCAAUGCGUCCCUUAGAAGGCACCAACGGACUCACACAGGAGAGAAACCAUAUAAAUGCAUGGAGUGUGGAAAGAGCUUCUGUCAGAGUGGACAACUCAAUAUACACCUACAGAUUCACACAGGGGAGAAACCAUUUAAAUGCAUGGAGUGUGGAAAGAGCUUCAGUUUCAAUGCGUCCCUUAGAAGGCACCAACGGACUCACACAGGAGAGAAACCAUAUAAAUGUAUGGAGUGUGGAAAGAGGUUCAGUUUAAAUGCAAACCUUAGAAGCCAUCAACGGACUCACACGGGUGAAAAACCAUAUAAAUGUAUGGAGUGUGGAAAGAACUUCAGUAAGAGGGUACAACUCAAUAUACACCUUCAGAUUCACACAGGGGAGAAACCAUUUAAAUGCAUGGAGUGUGGAAAGAGCUUCAGUUUAAAUGCGUGCCUUAGAAGACACCAACGGAAUCACACAGGAGAGAAACCAUAUAAAUGUAUGGAGUGUGGAAAGAGUUUCAGUCACAGUGGACAAUUCAACAUACAUCUAGAGACUCACACAGGGGAGAAGCCAUUUAAAUGCAUGGAGUGUGGAAAGAGCUUCAGUUUAAAUGCAAACCUUAGAAGCCAUCAACGGACUCACACGGGUGAAAAACCAUAUAAAUGUAUGGAGUGUGGAAAGAGUUUUAGUGAUAAUGGAAACCUUGGAAAACAUCAACGGACUCACACAGGAGAGAAACCAUAUAAAUGUAUGGAGUGUGGAAAGAGCUUCAGUUGGAGUGGACAACUCAAUAUUCAUCUACAGAAUCACACAGGAGAGAAACCAUUUAAAUGCAUGGAGUGCGAAAAGAGCUUCAGUUUCAAUGAGUCCCUUAGAAGACACCUACGGACUCACACAGGAGAGAAACCAUAUAAAUGUAUGGAGUGUGGAAAGAACUUCAGUAGGAGUAGACAACUCAAUAGACAUCUACAGAUUCACACAGGGGAGAAACCAUUUAAAUGCAUGGAGUGCGAAAAGAGCUUCAGUUUCAAUGAGUCCCUUAGAAGACACCAACGGACUCACACUGGAGAGAAACCAUAUAAAUGUAUGGAGUGUGGAAAGAGUUUUAGUGAUAAUGGAAACCUUAGACAACAUCAACGGACUCACACAGGAGAGAAACCAUAUAAGUGUAUGGAGUGUGGAAAGAGUUUCAGGCACAGUGGAAAUCUUAGAAAACAUCAGCGGACACACGGGAAAGAAACCAUAUAAAUGUAUGGCAUGUGGAAGGAACUUCAGUCAGAGGGGAGCCCUUGAUUUAAGUCAAGAAACUUACAGAAGAGACAAACCAUAUAAAUGUCAGGAAAGUAGAUAGAGGGUCAGUCCUAGUGGAAGUCCUAUAUCAACAGACUCAUGAGCACGAAGAACUUUAAUAGUUUAACCGUACAAACCCAUCAACAACUCAAGAGGAGAAGCAGUUUAAAUGGAAAGAUUUGCAGAAAGUGCUUUUGUUAUAAUGGAGUGUUUAAGAAACAUCUUGGGACUCUCACAGGGGAGAACCCAUUUAGAUGUAUGGCAUGUGGGACGUGUUCCUCUCAGAAUCCACUCUUUUCUUCACAGCAAUGAACUCAGCAGGAAAUCAGUCUUCAAAGCAUGAUGUGUAUGUGAAGGUCUUGUGUUUAUAUGUAAAGCUGAACAGUAAUGAAAUAUUUAAGGCAAUGUCUCACAAUAGGGAGUAUAAUUUUAGAUACCUUUUGAUAGAGAGGGGAAAUCUGGAUUGCUGGUGGGGAGUGAGGAUUAGGGCUGGCCGAUAUAUUAAUAUCUUGUCCAAUACCGGUUUCUAGACCACAUCGUGAUAACCUUUGAAAAACAAUUGAUAUGGCAAUAAACCACGAAUCACACUGUGUGUUUCUAGGAUGUACCUGGAAGCAGCCGGCAGAAAACUUUGCUUCGUGAAGCCCCUGAAGAUGCCCAGUUGCUGACUUCCCUCCCAGACGACAGGAAGUGAAAAACACACCUUCAUUGCAGUGUGUCGUUCCAGCCUCUUUCUUCCUUGCUCCCUUUUGCCGGUGUGUGUGUCUGACUUAGAUAUACUGUGGGCGUAUUUUUUUGUACUGCUGAAACUGGAUUUGCUCUCAGGAGCUAAGCUUUAUGCCUCACUGGGGACCCACUGAGAAUUGUAUGCUUUGAACCCUCAGUAAACUAUUACUGAAGAAGUCCUCCUGCCUGUGUGUUUUGUUGUUGUUGUUGUUCUUGUUGUUGUUGUUGUUUUGACCUCUGCAUGGGAAUUGCUCUGCACGUGGCCCCUUCCCCGCUGAUACUUAGUUUAUGCCCUGGAGUUGCUGUACUCAAGCAUGCAAGAUGGGUGUGUUUGUGUGUGUGUGUGUGUGUGUGUGUGUGUGUGUGUGUGUGACUGGUUUUUCCACCAAACUCUGUCCCCCCUCCCCCCACCACAUGAUCUCCAAACACUGCUUCUUCACUAGAACUUAUCCCUGCCUCCUACAUAUUCUGAAGAAAACUUUAAAUUCUGUAAUUUAAUGGGAGAUUCCCCGCCCCUAAGCCUAAUUGCAAGAGGGGGAAGGAGGGGCU